This is a messenger RNA of Chelonus insularis, 1581 nucleotides long. It is a transcript of the gene Grasp65, whose product is annotated as Golgi reassembly-stacking protein 2. The transcript has 3 exons. The coding region runs from base 164 to 1459 and encodes 431 amino acids. Gene Ontology annotation, cellular component: Golgi apparatus. Lineage: Eukaryota; Metazoa; Arthropoda; Insecta; Hymenoptera; Braconidae. The record is from RefSeq and is a predicted model, not a curated record. Gene Ontology annotation, molecular function: protein binding. Gene Ontology annotation, biological process: Golgi organization.
UUUAUCUUCCAUUAACGUCAUCAUGAAGUUUGCUGUGUAUCUUAACUAGUGCCACGUAAUUUUGAUAUUUUUGAGAAACAUAAAUAAUAGUCGGCGCGAAAAUAAUAAGUUAUUCUUGAUGCAAACUUGUAUUACAGUGCCUUAAUUUUUCUCCAUAUCAAAUAUGGGCUCAUCGCAAAGUAUUGAGAUCCCUGGUGGUGGUACAGAAGGUUACCAUGUACUCAGAGUCCAGGAUGGCUCACCAGGUCAGAAAGCAGGGCUAGAGGCAUUUUUUGACUUCAUUGUAUCUAUUGGAAAUACUAGAUUAGAUCAAGAUAACGAUACCCUUAAGGAAAUUUUAAAAAAUAAUAUUGAAAAAGAAUUACAAAUGACGGUUUACAACAGUAAAACUCAAUCUGUCAGACAAACAACUAUCGUACCAAGUAUGACAUGGGGCGGUCAUGGACUUUUAGGUGUAAGCAUACGAUUUUGUUCGUUUGAAGGAGCAACUGAAAAUGUUUGGCAUGUAUUAGAAGUUCAUCCGUCAUCGCCAGCUGAGUUAGCUGGUCUUAGACCUUUUACUGAUUACAUUAUUGGUGCUGAUUCAGCGCUCCACGAAAGUGAAGACCUAUUUACGCUCAUUGAAGCUCAUGAAUCGAGACCACUUAAACUGUAUGUCUACAAUACUGUUGACGAUGCAUGUAAAGAAAUCACGAUUGUUCCAAAUUCAACUUGGGGAGGUGAAGGAAGUCUCGGAUGUGGUAUUGGCUAUGGAUAUCUUCAUAGAAUACCUGUUCGAAAUAUUUCUGAGGCUAAAUCACACCAUUCAUAUCAAACUACCAACAUAAAAACUCCAAUUGCUGCACAAUCACCACCAACGAAUUAUCAUCCUUCAAGUAAUCCAGUGGUUACGUCAAUUCCACCAGGAUUCACGAUUCCUCCAAACUUUAUUUCAACCAUAGCCGAUGUUUCUGCACCUCGAGAUACUGUUACUACAGUCUCUGCUCCUAAAAUACCUACAACAAUACCAUCUACGCCUACUCAAGUAGUUCCACCUUUGCCUGCUGAUCCGACUACUUCUGGUGCUCCAACAACAAUUGGUUCUGCGGCUAACUAUUUUACUCCAUCGUCUAACAAUUAUUCUCAAAAUUUCAAUCAAAUGAUGUAUCAAGAAACUCCAAAUAUUCCAGGGAUGCCACAAGUGCCACCAAUGCAACCGUUCUUAGUAGACACAUCGAUUCCUACCACUUUAAAUCUUCAAAAUAGUUUUAACCCUCCAUUAUAUGUUCCUUCAUCCAAUUCUCCAUUUGAUUCACCUCAACCUCAAGUGGUUACUACUCCUAUCAACCUCCCUGGAAUGCCACCAAUAACUGUGAGUGCUAGCCUACCCCAAACUACAGAUUUUUAUUCAUUACAAGAUCAAAGUCCGUUGAGUAAUCCUAGUAAUUCAACUUUACCAACUUCGACAUCAUCACAAUAAUUUUUUCAGCUGUUUUAGAGACUGGAUAACGCAUUUUCAUUGAUAUCUGGUAUAGCAAAUGAUCGAAAGAAAUUGAAAAAUGUACUAAAAUAAAAUUCGAAUAAAAUAAUUUUAUAUCGAAA